Owenia fusiformis is the source of this 1689-nucleotide messenger RNA. NCBI's taxonomy places the organism in Eukaryota, Metazoa, Annelida, Polychaeta, Sabellida, Oweniidae. The record is from the annotation of a GenBank genome assembly.
UGUCAAUGCAGAUUUCAACUCUAUGACAGUUCUUGGAUAAGAUGUGAUGAACAAAGUAACAAUUUUACCAAAUAUGGUCAAACGCAUGGAGUAUAAUCAUUGCAAUCUUACAAUUCUACCCAGGGAAUUGUGUUUAUACUGUCACCUAAAUGAAUUUGACCUUCGCUAUAACAAUAUUUACAUCAAAAAUGAUUCAAUUACAUGUUUUGGAUCAUUGAGGUAUUUAAACAUGGCUUAUAAUAACUUAAAAAUUCUGCCAGGUGGAUUCCUAAAUAGAUUGAACAGAGAGAGGAAUUCCUUCAGUGUAGAAAACAACCUAAAACUUAACUUUAGCCAUAAUAACCUUGUGGAAGUCGAUGCAGUAUUUCUGGAAGGAAUUUAUAAUGAAUAUGAUUUUUCUCACAAUAAAAUUAACAAAAUCACAAACAUUAAUAACGUAACGUUGCGGGAUUUUGCUCAAGGACGUUACUAUACAUUUCAUCUGACUCAUAAUAACUUUACCGCUUUUGGAAUACAAGAACUGUCCAAUAUCAACAUUGCAAAUAAAGCAGACCUUCAUGCAUUAUUCAAUACUCAUGGCUUUAAGGAUAUUAAUAUCAUGUACAAUCCAUUAGUUUGUGAUUGUAGCAUGUACAAUACAUUCACUGUUAUAAAGCGGAUGAAGAUUGAAAGCUCAAGGCCAUCUAUUAGAGUAGAAAGGACACUAAGGUGGAUCUCAGACAACUUCAAAUGUAAAUUUCCAGAAUCAGACAUACUACAUAAUGUCACUGAUCUGUCUGAAAAUGAUUUCCAAUGUAAACUCACAGAAGAUUGUCACAAAGCAUGUGAAUGUCACUAUAUUCCACAUGAAUCAAAUCUUUAUGUGGAUUGUAUAAACAAAGACCUUUAUGAACUUCCACAAAUAGUGCCUCAGUCAUCACAGGAGACAUCUAUUGUACUAAAUGUCAGUAGUAAUCACAUACAGACAUUGCCAAAAAGGAACUACAUCAGCAAAAUAAAAGUUUUAGAUCUCAGUUAUAAUGAUCUAAAUGUUAUUGAAAUCACAAAUAUUAACGAUUUCAGUCAAAUUUCUGAGCUUCUUUUACAAUACAACAAAUUAUCUUCGUUACCUAGGAACUGGGAAUAUACCGUGUCAUCUUUAAAGAAAUUCUGUCUCCAUGGUAACCAUUUUAAAUGUGAUUGCUCAAGUUUGUGGAUGGAAAAAUGGAUUCUUCAAAGAGAAAAAUCCAUUGACUUUUGUGGGAAUAAUAUUGUCUGUAAAGAUGGAUCACCUAUAACCAAUCAAAGAAUAAGCAAAACAGUCUGCUUAAUAGACUGGAAACUACUCGUAGGGAUGUGUUGCCUUGUUGUCUUAGUAACAGUUACUGCAAUCGUCACCUUAUGUUAUUUCAAACCUGUGAUCAUUUUAUUGAUCAGAAAAAAGAAAUCAUACACAGUAGAUAUAGGGACAAAAAACAGUGAUGCUUUUGUAUGUUUUGACAUGAAUGACUUUGAAUGGGUGGAUGAGCAUAUAAUUAAGCAACUGGAACCAAAAUUCAAACUAUGGUGUAUUCCAGAAAGAGACUUUUUGGCAGGAGACAUCUUGGUGGAUGUAAUCACAGAAAGCAUCGAACACACACAAAGGACAAUCAUGAUUCUGUCUCGCCAUUUCCUCGAAAGCUUGGAGUGUGUGAACCAAUUCAAGUUGGC